UCAAUACAGUGUGAGCUUUGGUAACCUUAACAACCUCAACAACAACAACAACGCAGUUUUUAGUGUAAAUUUCUCAGCUGAUACAAGAUGACUGAAGAAAUUGAGGAACACGGUGUUAAAAUAAACAUUAAAGGCACUAUCCAGGCACCCAAAAGGAAUGAAGUUAUGUUCAAUUCAGACAUGGUAGUAAAUAGAUCACUUGUUCUCUGUGCACUAGCUGUAUACAGUGAGUCUGGCAAGUGUGUCAAUGGAAAAGUACGAUGUCUAGAUGCUCUUGGUGCCACAGGUGUGUCAGGGUUGGCCUGGGCUCGACAGUUACCGAAG
Messenger RNA from Cherax quadricarinatus, 324 nucleotides. NCBI's taxonomy places the organism in Eukaryota, Metazoa, Arthropoda, Malacostraca, Decapoda, Parastacidae. The record is from RefSeq and is a predicted model, not a curated record.